AACCCCUUCCCUCUAUGUAUGUACUGACGUCACUGUUUACCCUGAUCCAGAAGCACUAGGUUCUCAAACAAACUAUUACAAACAUAAACAUAGGAAAAACAAUAAUUCACGAACUGCAAAUCCUUCUCUAAACCAACAUCACCAACAUGCCUCAUUCCAACUACUCAGCAAUUCCCUCAGUUUUCUUCUUCCUCUUCAGUUCCUUCUUCUUUUCAACCAAAGCAACGCCAAUAUACAGUUCCCAUGUCUGCACACACUCUACCACAAACCAACCAAACACCACAUUCCAAACCAACCUCAACCUCCUCCUCUCUUCCCUUUCUUCCAAGGCCACCGAAGCCACCCAAUUCUACAAAACAACAAUUGCCACCGAAACCCCCAACUCCGUCAAGGGCCUCUUCCUCUGCCGCGGCGACACCCUCGCCGCCGCCUGCCACGACUGCGUCACCGCUGCAGCAGCGGACCUAAAGCGCCGGUGCCCGGUUGAUAAGGAGGCCAUAAUCUGGUACGACGUGUGCAUGGUACGCUACUCCAACCAAUACCUCAACAACAUCGUACCCGGAGUGGACAUGUCUGAUUCCAAAAACGUGACUGGCAUUAACCUUGACCGAUUCAACGAGCUGCUUGCGGGAUUGCUGAAUUCCCUGGCAACGAAAGCUAAGAAUUCGGAAAAUAAGAAAUUUGCGACAGGGGAAGUGAACCUCACGCGUUCGGUGACCCUUUAUGGGUUAGUGCAGUGCACGCCAGAUUUGUCAUUGUUCGAUUGCAGGAUGUGUUUUAGCAGCGCCAUUGCGUCUGUUCCGAAUUGCUGUGAUGGGAAACGAGGGGCAAGAGUGUUGCUUCCUGGAUGCAAUAUCAGAUAUGAAGUGUAUCCAUUUUACAGCAGCAAUAACAACACAUUGACCCCACCGAUUGUGAAACCUCGUCCUUCAGGACGGAGUGGUGUUGAAGUGAUUCUUACAUUUGUUAUCCCUGUUGUUGCUGCGAUGGUGCUUUUCGCUUUUGGGAUAUGUACUGUCAUGAGAAAGCAAGCAAAGAGUGUGAUACAAUUGUGGAAGCAAACGAAUUAUUCUGAGGUGUAGAUGAGACUGAUGCUGCAAAGAAUAGCAAAGGUUGGAGACAAGAGAUAGUAAUGGGAAUGCAAUAUUGUUAAUGCUGAAUAUUUGAAUUUUAUGUGCUUAAUUAGGAAGGACGUAAUGCAAAACAACCUUGAUUAUUGAUAUCGGAUAGAUAGUGCAGUGGUUAGGAAGUUGUAUUAGUAAUCAUCAAUUUUUAUUUUUAUUUAUCUUGGUGAGUUUUUAUUA
Vigna unguiculata (cowpea) is the source of this 1304-nucleotide messenger RNA. RefSeq names its product antimicrobial ginkbilobin-2-like protein. Lineage: Eukaryota; Viridiplantae; Streptophyta; Magnoliopsida; Fabales; Fabaceae. The record is from RefSeq and is a predicted model, not a curated record.